AUGCCCGAAACCUUGAAGCUCGAUCUUGAGUUUACGGGGCGUUACAAUGAGCCGAAUCUGAAGCUCGUUCAUGAGGAUGGCUUGUACAUUCUUGAGUAUAAUCCCCACAAUGGAGCCUGGGUUAUUACGAGACAGGAAAGUCUCGCCGAUGUCACGGACAUUACUGUGGCCGACGUUGCGUUGCAACCGGACUCUGUCCCGGAGGCUCUGUCCUCACAGGUUGGACAGUAUCAGUUGAUCUCUUGA
Penicillium robsamsonii is the source of this 246-nucleotide messenger RNA. RefSeq names its product NAD-dependent deacetylase sirtuin-7. NCBI's taxonomy places the organism in Eukaryota, Fungi, Ascomycota, Eurotiomycetes, Eurotiales, Aspergillaceae. Bases 1 to 246 code for a protein of 81 amino acids. The transcript has 2 exons. The record is from RefSeq and is a predicted model, not a curated record.